CGGAAGUUCACUUGUCAAUUUGAUCUGCCGGAUUUUACCGAACGUGUCCGUGAAGCCUUCACCAAGUUCGAUACGAUUCUUUAGAUACGAAUUAUUGACUUGUUCCUAAUAUUCAGCUCCGCUCAAUUAUUGAUUGGCGUUUGCGAAAGAGACCGUAAAGCAGAAUAAUCUGUUGCUCGUUUAAUCGAGAAUAUCUCUAGUUCCUAAAUGUUUAAUCGUGAUAGAGACCAUAGCAGAGGUCGUAGAGGUGGUGGUAGCAGAGGUAAUAAUAGAGGAAUUGGUGACAAUAUGCGUGGAAGUAGUAUUAGUCGAUUUGGCAUACGUGGCCGAGGUACUGCUAACAACGUUAGAGGCGUUAUAAAAAAUAAACAACCUGGUGGAGCCCUUAGAAAAAUCAAUUGGGACAUAAGAUCUUUAGAGCCUUUACGUAAAGAUUUCUAUAUUGAGCAUCCUACAGUUAGAAGCAGAUCAAAGGAAGAAGUAUGUCAGUUUCGGGAUAAUGCAGAAAUAACUAUAAAAGGUGAUAAUAUACCAAAUCCCAUACAAUACUUCGAGGAGGGAAACUUUCCACCCUAUGUAUUGGAUGAAAUAAGGAAGCAAGGCUACUCUCAACCUACAGCGAUUCAAGCACAAGGAUGGCCUAUCGCACUUAGCGGCAGAGAUUUAGUUGCUAUUGCCCAAACUGGCUCUGGAAAAACAUUAGGAUAUGUCUUGCCAGCAAUCGUACAUAUUAUGCACCAGCCUCGCCUUGGCAAUGGUGAUGGUCCGAUUGCUUUGAUCUUAGCUCCUACGAGAGAGCUAGCUCAACAAAUUCAGGAAGUAGCAAAUUGUUUCGGGGAGUCUGCAAGUGUAAGAAACACUUGUAUCUUUGGUGGUGCGCCUAAAGGACCGCAAGCACAUGACUUGGAACGAGGUGUUGAAAUAUGUAUCGCUACACCAGGCAGGCUUAUCGAUUUCUUAGAAAGAGGGACUACGAACUUGCGAAGAUGCACUUAUUUGGUGCUGGACGAAGCUGACAGAAUGCUAGACAUGGGUUUUGAGCCUCAAAUAAGAAAAAUAAUUGAACAAAUCCGGCCUGAUAGACAGGUUCUAAUGUGGUCAGCCACGUGGCCUAAAGAAGUUCGUGCUUUAGCCGAAGACUUUUUAUCCGACUAUAUGCACCUUAAUAUCGGGUCGUUAACUUUAUCAGCUAAUCAUAAUAUCAUUCAAAUUGUGGAUGUCUGUCAAGAAUUUGAAAAAGAUGUGAAGCUGCGUAGACUGCUCCAAGAGAUUGGGAACGAGAAGGAGAACAAAACGAUUAUAUUCGUUGAAACUAAACGAAAGGUAGACGAUAUCACAAGGAAUAUUAGACGAGACGGAUGGCAAGCGUUGAGUAUUCAUGGCGAUAAAAAUCAACAAGAGAGAGACCAUGUGUUGCAAGAAUUUAAAAGUGGGAGAGCUCCUAUCUUAGUCGCGACCGAUGUAGCUGCCAGAGGCUUAGAUGUGGACGAUGUUAAAUACGUGAUCAACUUUGAUUAUCCAUCAUCGUCAGAAGAUUACAUACACAGAAUCGGUCGUACUGGAAGAAGAAGACAAACCGGUACUGCUUAUGCAUUCUUUACAAGCCACAAUAUGAAGCAUGCAGGGGAUUUGAUAGAAGUGUUGAGAGAAGCUGGACAAAAUAUAAAUCCUCGGCUUACCGAAAUGGCAGAAUUAGCCAAGUCAGGAAGCUACGGAAGCCGAACUGGCAAACGAUUCAUGGGUAAUGAUAGAAAUAAUGGGAGAAGAAGCACUAUUGACUCCAGAGGAAGAGGCGGUCCUACGAGAGGAAGAGGAGGUGGUGCGGGAGGUCGUGGUGGUGGGAGUUCCUAUCAGUCGACUUCAAAUAGUUACUCAGGUUCAGAUUACGGUAGCUAUAACAAUAUGAAACAGGUCAAUUCAAUUAACCAGAAUACAGGAUAUGGAUACACGCAAAGAAGUUAUGGGCAAAAUAAUUUAGCACAAAGUUAUGGAGGAGGGGACAGUUAUGGAAGUACUUAUCAAUAUAGGGGUACAACGUACUAAGACUGCAUUACUCUUCUUAAAAAAAAAUACGAUCUUACUAUUAAAACAGUGUUGAUAGAGAUUAUACAGUUAAACAUUUGUGUUAUUAAAAUAGUAAGAACGGAAACCACAGCGAAACCAAAGAAAGGUGUUAAAUAUGUAUGUAUUAUUGAAAAGUUACGGGCUUACACUUCAUUCAACAAGAAAUACUUAAGAUUAAUCAACACAUUUCGUUAUCUAAUUCAUGUCUACUUUAAAUGUUACGUUGAAUCAAAAAAUUUAUAAAGUUGCUUAUUAGUUUAGGUGAUUAGUCAUUUUUCAAGUGAGAAUAAAACAUAUUUAUUAUGUUAUACAUAUCAUACAGACAAUGUUUUAAACAAAAAUGCUUUCAUUUUAAUUGAAACGAUUCACUUCCUCGUGAAACAAGUAAUAAAUAAUUAGACAAAGAAUAACAGAUGUUCUUGAAUAUAGCUAACUGCGCAUAUGUAGUAAUAAAAAUACAGCGGUCGUCCGCGUCGAUCCUUUCAUGGUCAGCAUUAGGAGGACGAGCUCCGCCAGCAGUUCUGAAGAUUGGUGUGCACCUAUGCUGUGUUUCUAUUAUUGCGUAUACAUGUACCAAAUUGAUUUGUAUAAUAUACAUAUACAUAUAUAACACGUGUGUUAGUCUCACUAACACAUAUAAUUAGUAGACUUAAGUUAGUUCCUUUAAAAUGUUAGAAUAUAAGUGCUUCGAGUCGGUCUCUGUUUCACGUCGUUAAUGUUUAAUUAAUAUUAAUUGUUUUCUAACAUGCACAAAAGAGCAACAGGCAGAAUCGAAGGGCCUGAAUUUAUUAUUUGUUAUAAUUAUAAUAAAAUUUGAAGUAAACCUGA
This is a messenger RNA of Ceratina calcarata, 2892 nucleotides long. Its product is annotated as ATP-dependent RNA helicase dbp2. The record is from RefSeq and is a predicted model, not a curated record. NCBI's taxonomy places the organism in Eukaryota, Metazoa, Arthropoda, Insecta, Hymenoptera, Apidae. Bases 208 to 2043 code for a protein of 611 amino acids. Gene Ontology annotation, molecular function: RNA helicase activity; nucleic acid binding; ATP binding. The transcript is spliced from 8 exons.